GCCAUUCACAAGCAGGAUUCAACCCAUAAAUCCUUCAUGAAAAACAUAUAACAUUUAUUCUUCUUCGACGCCACCACACAACUCGUCUUGCCCUGAUUGCCUCCUAGUUCAAGCGUUCAUACUGAGAAAUAACCAUGUCUGAAGGACCGAAACAAACAAAGUAUACUGCCACAAGGCGGCUGCUCUUAAAAAGCAAAUUAUUGAAGGCGGCCACAUCUAUGCUGGCAGCUGAAAUAGAGCAGAACAAAAGAGAGAGGGAGGAUGCUCUUAAUGAGAGGGUUCCUCCUCUCAACCUAUCUGGUCUGUCUGCAAAGGAGCUCCAGGAACUAUGCAAAGAGCUUCACCGCAAGAUUGAUAUCGUUGACGAGGCUUGUUAUGAUCUUGAAAUGAAAGUGGCUAAAAAUGAAAAAGAGAUCCAGUCCUUGACCCAGAAGAUUUGGGAAAUGAAGGGUACAAAGCAACGAACCAAACUGAAGAAGGUUAAGAAGUCACAUGAUGCCAAGCUCGAUGCGCUGACUGAAUUCAAAAUGUCAGCAAAGUCAGAUUUCAAAGCCAACCUGAAGACAGUAAAGAAAGAAGAUGAGAAGAAAGAAGAAGUGACUGACUGGCGUAAGAAUGUGGAGGCCAUGUCUGGAAUGGAGGGCAGGAAGAAGCUGUUUGAUGCUGGACAGUAAAAAAAAAACUACAAAGUAAACUUGUCACUUGACAUCCAGCACAUUUAUUACCUGUGUUGCUGUAAAAAACAACAAAAAACCUGUGUUGCUGUACUUCUCAGACUCUGUAACAAUAAAUGUGUACCAAGAUGAGAAGGCUUCCAAUAUACACAGUUUGAAGCAAGAAAAUCCAAAACAUACAAAUAUGAUGUCUUGUGACUAAUAAUGUCAAUUAAGCACAGAAAAACUGUUUAUAAUGUUCAUAGGUUUAAGUGUUUUGUAGGUGACUUUAGGACUUAGCGUGUCUUUACCAGCUGUCCUUUACUGCAAUUUAUGGACAGUCUACAAAUGUGUCUACAUCUGAAUCUAAAUUUGAUACUUUGUAUAUUAAAUGUUAAAUACAUGAUAUAUGCAUGAGAGCUAUAAUGAGACUGGAAGUGAAUUGUAUGCAAUGUUGUGAAAUAGUGCUGUUCAGGAAUAAAAGAUGUCAGAUAUUGUGUAACACGUUCUACACUACUGGAAGUAAAAAUUUCAAUGUAAUGGCAUUCCAAAAUUAAAUGACCCCAUGCGACAAAGAAACGUGUUGUGUCACCAUGCAAUUUCCUUGCAAAACAAAUACUGUCCUUGAAAUGCAUUGCUGCACUUGGUUGUGUACCUUGCAAGUGCAUAACUGGUUUUAAGUUACCACAUGCUAUGUGCAUAUUUACCCAAAUUCAAUGUAGCGAUGGUAUCCUUUAUUUGUAUCUCACACUCUACGGAAACCCUUUGGGAACCUACUGGAAAUGUAAACAAGAUUGUACGAGUAUAAAAAGUGACGAGACAGCACAUACCCUUCAUAUCUUCAUGUUGUUCCAUAUUAAACUGCU
Sinocyclocheilus rhinocerous is the source of this 1519-nucleotide messenger RNA. Its product is annotated as troponin I, slow skeletal muscle-like. The coding region runs from base 135 to 674 and encodes 179 amino acids. The record is from RefSeq and is a predicted model, not a curated record. Gene Ontology annotation, biological process: cardiac muscle contraction; skeletal muscle contraction. The transcript is spliced from 8 exons. NCBI's taxonomy places the organism in Eukaryota, Metazoa, Chordata, Actinopteri, Cypriniformes, Cyprinidae. Gene Ontology annotation, cellular component: troponin complex.